Molecule: messenger RNA, 534 nt
Organism: Arabis nemorensis
Lineage: Eukaryota; Viridiplantae; Streptophyta; Magnoliopsida; Brassicales; Brassicaceae
Source: the annotation of a GenBank genome assembly
AUGUCUCUUGGGGUCGGGAGUGGUUGGGACGAGAACCUUGGCAACUACUACAUCAAGACUCAAGAUACUUGUGGCACGACAUCGAGAUCUGGGCGAUUCCUAAGGAUAGGAGUUGAAAUCAUACAGUAUUUCGUCCUUAUGACUUAUGCUCCUCAUGAAUCCCGUGUGGAACAAAAGUUUGAGCUGUUCCAACAAUUUGGUUGGUCCAAAGGCGAUUUCGUGGCAGCUAUCAUGAGAUUCCCAAACUGUGUGAAGAUAUCGGAUGAGAAGAUUAAGGGAACCAUGAAUUACCUCGUGAACAAUGUCGGUCUUCAGCCCCAUGCCAUUGCUAUGCAACCGUUUGUUUUGGGUCUGAGUUUGGAGAAGAGGAUCAAACCAAGGAACAUGGUGAUCUCUGAGCUUCUUUCUAAAGAGUUUGUGAAGAAAGAAGAUUUGAACUAUUUCCAGAUCCUUAAGAUUAAAGAAUGUGUAUUCAUCGAUAAGUUUGUUGUGAAAUUUCGGCAGGUUUCUUCUCUCCUGAAGCCAUCCCCUUGA